This is a messenger RNA of Enhydra lutris kenyoni (northern sea otter), 1554 nucleotides long. RefSeq names its product metaxin 3. Gene Ontology annotation, biological process: mitochondrion organization. The record is from RefSeq and is a predicted model, not a curated record. Lineage: Eukaryota; Metazoa; Chordata; Mammalia; Carnivora; Mustelidae. The transcript is spliced from 9 exons. Gene Ontology annotation, cellular component: SAM complex. The coding region runs from base 1 to 939 and encodes 312 amino acids.
AUGGCGGCCCCCUUGGAGCUCAGUUGCUGGGGAGGUGGCUGGGGGCUCCCAUCGGUGCACAGCGAGUCCCUGGUGGUGAUGGCUUAUGCCAAAUUUUCUGGUGCACCCUUGAAAGUCAAUGUCAUAGAUAACACCUGGAGAGGUUCAAGAGGAGAUGUACCAAUUUUGACAACUGAAGACAACAUUGUUUCUCAGCCUGCAAAAAUACUAAACUUUUUAAGAAAACAGAAGUAUAAUGCUGAUUAUGAACUCUCAGCAAAACAGGGGGCAGAUACCCUGGCUUACAUUGCUCUCAUCGAAGAGAAGCUUCUUCCUGCAGUGCUUCACACAUUCUGGGUUGAGAGUGACAAUUACUUUACUGUGACAAAGCCAUGGUUUGCUUCACAAAUUCCUUUUCCCUUGAGUUUGAUUCUGCCUGGAAGGAUGUCUAAGGGAGCACUAAAUAGAAUUCUUCUGACCAGAGGAGAGCCUCCUCUCUACCACCUCCGAGAAGUGGAAGCUCAGAUAUACAGAGAUGCCAAGGAGUGCCUAAAUCUUCUGUCAAACAGAUUGGGAACAUCUCAGUUUUUCUUUGGAGAUACGCCAUCUACCUUGGAUGCCUAUGUGUUUGGUUUCCUCGCGCCACUUUAUAAAGUACACUUUCCUAAAGUUCAAUUACAAGAACAUCUGAAACAGCUCUCCAACCUGUGCCGCUUUUGUGAUGACAUCCUAAACAGUUAUUUUAGGCUUAGUCUUGGAGGCAUCUCUCCUGCUGGACAAGAAACGGUAGAUGCAAAUCUGCAGAAACUCACACAACUUGUAAAUAAGGAAUCCAACUUGAUUGAAAAGAUGGAUGACAAUCUUCGCCAAAGCCCUCAGCUUCCUCCUCGGAAACUGCCAACACUUAAACUGACUCCAGCAGAAGAAGAAAGUAAUUCCUUACAACGGCUAUCGCCCUGACAGUCCUCAUGCUUUGUGUCCAAAGUCAUGUGAUUGUUGCAGUCAUCUCUUACACUACUUAUGUGAAGGCAAACAGAAAAUGCCAUUAGUAGGUAUAAGGAAGGCUCUAAAAAGAAACUUUCUCUGACAUCUAGUUUUUCUUAAUUAGGAAGCUUGUAUUUUAGCUUCGCAGUGCACUUUAGAUAACAUCAGAAUGAAUGCUAAAUGAACUUGGGGAAAAAAGAAAACACACUGUACUGUAUAUUUAAACAACAACAACCUGCCUUAAUCUUGGCAGAUUUUUGCCUUUAGUUCACAUGUUGCUGACCAAAACAUACAAUUCUGUUCUGAAUGUGUGCUCUUAUUUAUUCAAGUUAAUUUAUUAAUUUAGUUUUCUUAGAACAGUUUGAAUAUCUAAUAUGUGGCUUUUUGAGGCUUUUUUUUCUUCUGUUUAGAAAUUUUGAUGCCAAUUUUAGACGUUAGGGAAAAAUGUAAUACUCUCAUAUUCUAUUUACUUCAGUAGAAAAGCCUGUAUUUAAAAAGCAACGAGGAAUGUGCUUUUUAAUUAUGUUCUCAGAAGUAUAAUCUUCUGGGCGAUCAGUACUACACACACACACACACACACACACACACACA